AUGCUAGCUAAGCACGGUCAAGACAUAGACGGGACGGACGGCCAUAAACGACCAUCCCACUACACGGAGGAUCCAUCCCAUGACAAGCGCGAGAAACACAAAUGUCCCGGGAUAGAGGUUUCCCGCACAUUUCCAAGCAGCUAUGUGAAAGCUCAGAAACAUGGAAAUGACGGAAGGAUUAAAAUAAGAGAUUUUAAUUCUCAAGUACGACGGGACGAAACCCUCCAGUCAAGGAAACGUACGAAACCCUCCGUACAGGGAAACGUACGAAACCUUCUGCAAGAGGAAACGUAG
This is a messenger RNA of Microthlaspi erraticum, 294 nucleotides long. Lineage: Eukaryota; Viridiplantae; Streptophyta; Magnoliopsida; Brassicales; Brassicaceae. The record is from the annotation of a GenBank genome assembly.